UGUCAGACUGAAGGUCGCUUUCUGAUUAAUACAUAACUGGUCUGUUUGCAUUUGCCACUGUAUAAAUUGGUGUUAUGCACCAAAACCAUAUUGAAGGGAAAAGAAAAUUACAGUAGGAACAGCCCAAAUUUACCUCAGAUAGAAGAACUGCGAUUGGACCAAAUUAAAGAUGGGGAAAUCGCUCCCUGUCUAUUUGUUACUAGUUGCCUCCUUGUUCUGCGGAAUCACCAGUACCAGUGGAAAAAUUUCUACACUAAAGGCUGUAAAUACGAAGGCACCCACUGCUUCAAAAACAAGGAAUAAUCCGAUCAGUCAGUCGUCUGUGCUCAGACUUUCAGCUGCAAACAUCAACUUUGCCUUGCGCCUCUACAGACAGAUUGCCGCACAGCCAAACUCGGGCUCCAAGAACAUCUUCUUCUCACCACUCAGCAUCUCUGCUGCCCUGAGCAUGCUGUCACUAGGAGCAAGGCAGAACACGCGAGAGCAGCUUCUACGGGUCCUAGGGUACACCAACAUGACACAAAAUGAUGCUGCUAAUGUGCACGAGGCAUUCCAGUAUCUCCUGCAAGAGCUGACGGGGCAAAACAACGAGCUGCAGUUGUUGAUGGGAAACUCUCUUCACAUCCAGAAGGGUCUAACUCUGCAAAAGAAAUUCCAUGAUGACACAGCACGAUUUUACAAUGCAGAGCUCAUGAGUGUUGACUUCAGUGCGAUUGACAAAGCAAAAAAGAAGAUCAAUGCCUAUGUGAAAAAACAAACGAAUGGCAAAAUUCUAGAGUUAAUCAAAACCAUUGACCAGGGCACACUGAUGAUUCUUCUCAAUUAUGUCAUGUUCAAAGGUAAAUGGGUGAAGCCUUUCGAUCCCCAGAACACUCACGAAGCUGACUUUCAUGUGGAUGAUACCACAACAGUUAAAGUUCAAAUGAUGAAGUGCAAAGGAAGAUAUGCAAUGAAUUAUGAUGAAAAACUCUCCAGUUCUGUGAUCUUGGUUCCAUAUAAAGGAAAUGCUUCCUUGGUACUAAUACUACCGGACCCAGGAAAACUGACGGGCGUUGAACAGAAUCUAACCAUUACCAGUUUUCAGACAUUAAUAAAUACAUUACGGAUUGGGUCUGUGGAUCUACGCCUUCCAAAGUUAUUGCUCAAGUCUUCCUACCAACUCAAACAUAUACUGAUGGCAAUGGGUGUCACCGACCUGUUCACUAAAAAUGCAAACCUCUCCAAGAUAACUAAAUCUACACAACUAAAACUGUCAAAGGUGGUUCAUGAGGCUGUGCUCAACAUCGAUGAAAAAGGCACUGAAGCUUCUGUAGUGACCAGAGUUGGUUUAAUGCCAAUGUCAAGGGCUCCUCUGCUUAAAUUCAACAGGCCAUUCUUGCUAUUAAUUGCCGAUCACAACACUAAGAGUGUCCUUUUUGCAGGAAGAGUAAUAAAUCCCACUGUUUAAAAUAUGUCAACUCCACUGAUCCCCUAAACGUGCAACAUCCAUAAAUUGUAAACAAUGCUGUUACUUCCACUAAUGUUCAAAAAGUUCAGAGGAUAACCAAGUAAACUACUCUUCUCGAAUAAACCAAGCACAUUGAGUGUGGACGUGCUUACCGUGCAUUGUACAAAGCCGAGUGUAAGGUUGGUAAAGUAAUUUACAUUAAAGUUCAAGA
Molecule: messenger RNA, 1658 nt
Organism: Hypanus sabinus (Atlantic stingray)
Lineage: Eukaryota; Metazoa; Chordata; Chondrichthyes; Myliobatiformes; Dasyatidae
Product: alpha-1-antitrypsin-like
Exons: 5
Coding region: 170-1447 (425 amino acids)
Biological process (GO): negative regulation of endopeptidase activity
Molecular function (GO): serine-type endopeptidase inhibitor activity
Source: RefSeq, a predicted model, not a curated record